This is a messenger RNA of Poeciliopsis prolifica (blackstripe livebearer), 2569 nucleotides long. It is a transcript of the gene soul5l, whose product is annotated as heme-binding protein soul5, like. Gene Ontology annotation, cellular component: cytoplasm. The transcript has 7 exons. The record is from RefSeq and is a predicted model, not a curated record. Lineage: Eukaryota; Metazoa; Chordata; Actinopteri; Cyprinodontiformes; Poeciliidae. The coding region runs from base 333 to 1388 and encodes 351 amino acids.
AAACCCAUUUUAUGACUUUUUAAAUUAAUUAAUUUAUUUAUUUAUUUUAUUUUUAUUUUAUUUUAUUUUUUUGCAGUGUGUGACUCAUGCGAGACGUUUUCAUUUUUACUGGUGAUCGGUGAGAGAUUAGAGAGUUUCCGGUGGCCGGUCUCCUCCUUCCUGUGUGCAGUGGGCGGACCCCGGGCCCCCCUCCCCGCCCCACACACCUCUCAGUCUGCAUUAAACCCACCAGCUCCUGUCCGGGUGCAGCACACUGCAGUCUCCAUCAGUCUCCUCCGCUCUGCGCUCUCCUUGCAGGUGGGAAAUAGCUCCACGCACACAGGACGGUCACCAUGGUUUUCGUCGUUGCCGUGGCUAUUUUGUCCCUGGUGGUUUCCAUUGAAAGCAGCGUGGGACCAAGCACCAACACCAGCUUCUGCACCGAGUCCAAGGAAUGUCUGGAAUAUGAACUGGUCUGCAAAACAGACGAGUAUGAAGUGCGACACCUCUCCCCCACUCGCUGGGUGUCGACAGACGCCGAAGCCUACUUCAUGGGAGUGGGAGCAGCCAUGGCUUUCAGGAGACUCUUCCAGUACAUCAACGGAGCAAACGACGAAGGCGUGAAAAUGGAGAUGACCGCCCCAGUCCUGGUGAAGGUCCCAGAGGAAACCAAGCUGUGGGAGCCGGCCGUCUACACGCUCAAUUUCCCGCUGCCGGCGGCCUAUCAGGACAAGCCGCCCACGCCCACCAACGACAAGGUGUAUUUUACGGCGAUGCCGGACAUGGACGUGUAUGUGAGGAGCUACGGAGGCUGGAUGCUGUCGGUCACCUCCAGGCUUCACUCCCACCUGCUGACCAAAGAGCUGGAGCGAGUUCGCGCCUCCUACAACCACACCUAUCACUAUGGAGUUGGUUACGACAGUCCCUUGAAGCUCCUGAACCGGCAUAACGAGGUGUGGUACGUGGCUGAAGGGGAGCCGGUGUGCACAGACCCACAGGAGCCCACUCCCGCACACACUCCCCGGCCCACGCCGACCCGCCUGCUCGCGGACUCGCCCUCAGAGAUGCUGUCCGACUCGCCCUACUUCCCUCCGUCCAACCUGUCCUCAAACGCCACCUUUAACUCCUCUUCCUCCUCACUGCUGCCCUCCGACCCCUCGGCCGUCCUCCCGUCCGAAACCCCGGCGAGCAAUUCGUCCGAGCCUCACACCGAGGCCGCGUUCAGUCACCCUCCGUCCUCUGCCCUCGUGGUGGAGGACCCGACGGCGGCCAACACCUCCGCCCCGGCCUCUGCCGGCCCCUCAGUGGAGCCGGAGCACGAGGCCGGAGCGUGGAACGUCACAACCAGCAGCUCUGUGGACACACAAGCCAACCCUGGCACCGAGGUCCAACCAGGCGAUGCCCAUUAGCAGCACCGAAGCUAUUGAUGUUAGACAUGCAGAAGCGAUGCACUCUUUGGUUGUUUAUUUCUCCAGUAUGCAAUAUGCUCUCAUUUUACCACAGCUUUGUUCCUGCUCCACCCAGAGUAUCUGUUCACGGUGUCCCUCCCAAGUUAUCUAUAGGUAGACGUGAGGCUAAACUAUAUUAAUCAGAUUUAACUGUUAGGACUUCAAUGGAUAUCUGCUUUAAUCUGAUAAACACAACGCUGGGAUUAACUACAGUAGAGCGUUACGUCUGUAGAACGUGAAUUGUCUUGAUGAGACGAGGUUCGACUUUCCGCGCAGCUCCAUCGCCGACUUUCUUCUUCUGCUGUACGUGUGGCAAAGUAUCAGUGCUGUAUAAACACUGUAUAAACCAGCGUGCGCGUUCAACGGGAUCUUUGCUGCACAAAUAAACAAUCACACUAAAGGCUAAUUUUGCAACAAAGUAGAGCAUUUUCUCCUGCAUUUUAUUAUUUAAAUUAGCUUCCAGGGAAGGAAAGACCCGUCUAACACUGUAUGUGAAGUAAGCAGUCCUGCUUCAGGCGCUUAAACUUAACAGGGGGUUUAAUUCUCACAAAGUCAAAAAUGUAUUUUAUUUUUCUUUUAAAAUUCCGUAACAAAAACAGCAAUACGUUUCCAGCACCUUUUAAUUUCUGACAGCUUUUGUAUUAUUUCAACUCGUCUAUUAUUGUUGGCCAAACAAUGGUAAUUAAAAGAAACCUGCAACCACUAGAUCAAGUUAUUUGUCAACGUUUUGAACUCACAAUUCAUGUAAAAAAAAAAAAAAACCCAACUUGAAAAGUAACACAACUGCUUUUUUGUUGUUUUUUUUUCUUGAAAACUGAGCAUGGUUAAAAGGACGCCAACACAAGUUAAUCCCUCUUUCCCAAAGGAACGUAUCAUUCACUUCACUCUGCUUCAAAUAAAACCGCUUGACAAAUCUUUCUGCUGUCAUUAAACUGGCAUUGUUCUUGAAAAGUGUCUCUUAAAAAAGUGUAACUAUGUUCUCUGAAACUGCACCAAAGAUCCCAGAGAAACACGCUGCAUCAAACCAAUGCAAUAAAAUGUGUGUAUGUAACUUUAGAAACAUCAUUCCGCAGCGAUGCAUCUCAGAGCUACGUGGUAAAUCUUCUGAGGAAGGCGCAAUAAAAUGGUACACUCUUGUUGAA